Naumovozyma castellii is the source of this 792-nucleotide messenger RNA. It is a transcript of the gene ECO1, whose product is annotated as Eco1p. The coding region runs from base 1 to 792 and encodes 263 amino acids. The transcript has a single exon. NCBI's taxonomy places the organism in Eukaryota, Fungi, Ascomycota, Saccharomycetes, Saccharomycetales, Saccharomycetaceae. The record is from RefSeq and is a predicted model, not a curated record.
AUGAAACCAAAAUCCAUAGGAAAGAAGAGUCUCAAUGAGAGACGUAAAUCGAAACCCAAAUAUGUUCAAUCAGUACUCCAAUUAGGAUCAAAGGUUAUUAAAUGCCCCAAAUGUGAGAUGACAUACUCAUCCACAUCUCUGACCGAUGUUUCGAUGCAUGAAAACUUCCACGACUUACACCUCAGAGGAAGGAAAUGGUCCAAUAAAUGGGGAAGCAUACUUGAAGAGGAAUCAGAUUCACGGCUGAUGACUCCGCCGCUGUCAUCCCCAUCACGAUCAUCUUCGGAUGCUUUCGAUAACAAAAAUGAAUAUAUCGUGAUGAUACGACCGGAAUAUAGCAAUGAAGUUCGAGCUACACUAGAAAUCAUGGAAGUUGUCAAUAAUGAGCUGAAUGCACCUCAUGACGAGAAUGAAUUUUGGUCUACACAGAAUGGAAAUGGGAAAGCGUUUGCAUACGUUAAGAAUGGAAGGGCGGUCGCUGUAAUAACAAUGGAAAUAAUAAAUUCAAAUAGAAGCAGAUGGAUGAUAUAUGAUAGUAAGAAAAUUAUAGAUCAUAUAACACCUUCUUUCACAUUGGGAAUCUCAAGGAUAUGGGUAUGUAGAACACAACGUUCAAACGGUAUCGCAACUCAGCUACUCGAAGCUGCAAGGAAAAAUGUGAUAUAUGGGAGGGAGGUGAAUAAACAUUCAAUUGCAUGGAGUCAGCCCACUGAAAGUGGUGGCAAAUUGGCUUCAAUAUAUAAUGGUGUGAAACAUAAAUCUGGGAAGCUAUUGCUUCCAUGCUAUAUAUAA